AUGAGCCUCAAGUUUGCAGCCAUCGCGCUCCUGGCGUGUCUCUUUGUCGCCGCGGCCUUCGCCCAGGGCCAGCAACGCCGUCCGGGUGGUGGUGGGGGCAGCGUAGGAGAUGAAGCCUACGGCGACCUGAGUGAGUUCCAGACGUUCAAGAAGGAGGACUUCAAGGGUAUCGAGGAGGCCGUCGAUAGCUUCCUGCACUUCGGGGAGGAGUCGCGCGAGGUGGACAGGAAGGGAGGCUACCACCACGACAAGGACAACGGCCUCAAGACCCUCGAGCUCGACUUCUCCUUCAACCUCUUCGCCCUCAUCAAGAAAUAA
Molecule: messenger RNA, 318 nt
Organism: Acanthamoeba castellanii str. Neff
Lineage: Eukaryota; Discosea; Longamoebia; Acanthamoebidae
Exons: 2
Coding region: 1-318 (105 amino acids)
Source: RefSeq, a predicted model, not a curated record